AGAGGUGGUAGGUUCAGGGUAAAAUAUUAAUUCCCUCAUUUAGAAUUUAAAGUCAAGGGCACAUGUGCAUGAGACCUGAAAUACCAAGUGGGCAGGAGGAACCUCAGCAUUUCCCAUGCCAGCUGCGUGCCUGGGGCUGGGCCUCACAUGCCAUCUUAAUAAUACUCCAGCCCUGGGCAGUAGUGACUGAAAGUUACCUCCAUCGGAGGACUCUUUUUUUUGCCGAGGGUGACAUGAAUUUGGUGGAUCUCAAAUCAUUUCACAGCAUGGAAAGCAACCAUGUCACAACUGGCUUUAAGUGGGUGCCCCAGUCAGUCAAGAGUCCAAACAUCACAGAGUCUGAACUGUUACCUCUGACAGAAUCUCCAGGGGAGCACAGUGGCUGUUGGCAGGGGGCAGAUGAAGCUUUGGAUAGAGUGGGCUGCACUGGCUGUGGGUUUUCUCUCACCGAGGAUGGUGUCCCAAAAGCCUUCUAAACCUAGUGUAACAUUUCAAUGGCUACCCAGAUGACUGAUGGUCAUCGACGGUUCCUGCAGGUGCUGAUGUCCCAUGGAAUAAUGGAAGGGUCGGUGGCUAGAACAUUACACAGGGACUGCUGUGAAAUCCAUAAAGUCUACUAUGCUCAUGAUAAAUUGGAUGACUUCAUCAACGUUGUUAACAUCCAUCUACAGCCUUUCUUUAUGCAGAUCCGGAAGGGAAUGUCUGAAGAUGAUGGGAGAACAUAUUACGCAUUGGUGAAUCUGGCAGAAACUGAAAUAUCUAAGAUGGCAUCUGACUAUACAGAAAAUGAGUUAGAAUUGUUCAGAAAAACUAUGGAUGUGAUCAUCAUAUCAGAAAGUGGCUUUGCAUCUUCCACAAAUAUUUUAAACCUGGCUGACCAACUUAAAACAAAGAAAAUGAAGAAAAAGGAAGCAGAGCAAGUGCUGCAGAAUUUGGUGCAGGAGAAGUGGCUCUCUGAACGAGAUGGGGAGUACACGUUGCACACUCGCUGCAUAAUGGAGAUGGAGCAAUACAUCCUCAGCAACUACCAAGACUUGGUGAGGAAAUGUAACAUCUGUCACAGCCUCGCCAUCCAGAGUCAAGUAUGUGAAACCUGUGGAAUUGGAAUGCACUUGCCUUGUGCUGGAAAAUAUUUCAAAGCUCAGACGGAACCACACUGUCCCCACUGCAAUGAGUUUUGGCCACAUGAGAUUCCAGAGAUAAAUCGGCCAGAUUCCCAGUUGCCUUCAAGUGCCCCAAGGGAGAGGAGAAGAACCUCAUCUUCAGGAACAAGGCGGCGUUAGAAAGACCAGCUUCAGUUAGAGCGGCCAUUUUCUUUCACUGUCUUAAAGAUUAGCCCAAUUGCAGUUUACUUCGUUAGUGUAAAAUGUGUCAUUCUGAAAGUAGGAAUGCCUAGGGAACAAAGUCAACUUUCUUUUUAUGGUUUGUUUUUACUUAGCUAAAAUCUUGCUCGAAGUUUGAAAAUAAAACUGUUCUGACCUUGGCCUCCCUGCUCAAAGGUCUUGCUUCGUUCCAGCACUGUUAAGAAGGUCAGCAUAGCUGUAGUGGAGGCUGUCAUGGUAUGUGUACAUACCUACCAUUAUUGCCAAAGGGGGGGUGGGGCAUUACACCUGUGUAGGAAUGGGAGAUUUGACUGCUGCUGCCUCGGCUGUGUAAGCUGAUCCACAUAGACAGACCUUUAUACCAUGCCCAGUCCUGUUAAAUUAAAUGGGGUCCUGCCCAGGUGCAGGGAUCCAUCUGCACAGGUCUGAACGUGCAACUGGGACAGGAGAGCUCAGUGCUGGGGAGUUUGUGCAAAUCCUCCAAAAAUAAAACUUUUUAAAAGAGA
This is a messenger RNA of Trachemys scripta elegans, 1828 nucleotides long. It is a transcript of the gene NSMCE1, whose product is annotated as NSE1 homolog, SMC5-SMC6 complex component. The transcript is spliced from 9 exons. Bases 495 to 1283 code for a protein of 262 amino acids. The record is from RefSeq and is a predicted model, not a curated record. Gene Ontology annotation, cellular component: nucleus; Smc5-Smc6 complex. Gene Ontology annotation, biological process: DNA damage tolerance; double-strand break repair via homologous recombination. Gene Ontology annotation, molecular function: ubiquitin-protein transferase activity. NCBI's taxonomy places the organism in Eukaryota, Metazoa, Chordata, Testudines, Emydidae.